AUGGCAGGUCCUACCCUUAUGGACUCUGCUGAGGAUGCAGAAGAGUUCAUUGAAAAGGUUGAUGAAGUGCACAGGCUUAUUGAGGGUCUUAAGGCUGGAACUGUAAGCCCUGAUUAUAUUGAUAGCAAACAGAAACAGAAAGAAAAAAAGGAACGUGAAAGGCAAGAGUUCGUGAAGAAGCACACCGCGGGCCGCGGCCCGACGCCUGCUGGACCUGAGGCGCUCCAGUCUCCAAAAAAGGAGGAUGAAGAUGAUCAUGACGCGGAGGCUGAGCGUCGCGAGCGCGCGAUGGCGAAAGUCAAGGAGCUUAUGGCAAACCGACAGCGCAAGCUACAUGCCAGGGCACGCUACGAGGAGUACGUCAAAAGCCUGGAUAAGACCCGAUUUGGUACCGAUUAUACUAAAUGGGACAUUUGGUGUCCAGAGGACGAGGAGGAUGACCUCAUCAACUCCAUCGGCCCCAACACCCCGCAGUUCAAGGCCAUGGAAAAGGAUAUUGACGAGCGACACCGCCAGCUUGUGGAGCGGAGGCAACUGGCGGAGCGCUGCCGUGUUCGCGGCAACGAGGCCUACAAGGCACGCCAGUACUCAGAGGCACUGCGCUGCUACCAGCAGGGCAUUGAGUCGGAGCGCACCAACAUGGCCCUCCACGCCAAUGCCGCGAUGGCCGCCCUAAAGAUAAACUGCUUCGUGCAGGCGGUUGAGCACUGUGACAAGGUCCUCUCCAUUGCGGACUUCCUGCACAACAACCGGCGGGACCCCCUGGUCGUCAAAGCCCUGCAGCGCCGCGCGGAGGCCUACCGUGCGCUACAGCAGCCCGGCAGGGCCGUAGAGGACUUGCAGUCAGCGCUGGAGCUGGAGCCCGGCAACACUGAGGUGGAGAAGCAGCUGGCCAAGGCGAGAUUGGAGAACGAGGAGGCGCGAAAGCAACGGGCCAUUGCCAGGGCUGUGGGCCGGACGGCUGGUAGCGCCAGCAGCGGCAGCAACGCGGAUGCGGGAGCGGUGGUGCAGAGACAGCGCGGGGGGGAAACGUCGGAUGGCGCGAGCGUGAUGGAGGCCGGGGGUGUCGUGUUGGACUUGGAGAAGUUGGGUCGGUUGGAGCGGUUGGCAGCGGCGCUAGCGCCGGUGCCGGAGGCGGCGACUGCCACUGGCACCGGGAUCACAAGCUCCGGAGGCGAUCAGGCUAGCUGCGAAGCCGCGGCGGCAGAGGCCGGCAACAACGACAGCAGUGGCAGCAGCGGAGGAAGAGAGGGGUUCCCCUCUUUGCAGACAGGUCAGCAGCCGGCACCAGGGGCUCGGCGAGGGCCCACGUUGCCGCCGCGGCGGCAGCAGGCGAACGGGGGCGGGUCAUUGGGUCAGGGCCCUAACCCAAGCAGCACCGCCAGUGAAGGACCGGCUGCUGCAUCAACCACGGCCAGCAUCUGCAGCGACAUGAGAUCGCUGCUGCGCGACGAUGACGCGUGCUGCGUUUACUUGCGGGAGUGCGGCGGUCUGCAGAACAUCGCCGCGCGGAUCACCGCCAAGCGGCCGGCUCCCGGUUCACCGAGCGCGGCGGCAUCGGCGUCGGCGGACCUGUCGGCGCUGCUGCUACUGCUGAACGAUGCGUGCAUGAACGACGGCAACCUCAAACAGCUGCCGGCGCUGAAGGUGCUGCCGGCGGUGGUGGCCGCACUGGGCGGGAACGCGGCAGGUUGCGCUUGCGCAGGGGAUGAGGAGGCGGCAGCGGUGACGUUGUUGUGUACCGCGGUGACGAACGAGGAUGUACGGCGGGAGGUGUCCCGGUUGUUGGGCGCUGGUGCUGGCACCGGCUUGGUGCGCCUUGUGGAGUUGCUGGGCAGGGCCAAACCCACUGUGCAGGGCGUGGCGCUGGCGCUGCUGGGCAACUGCAUGGUGGACAGAGCCACCAAGGCCGCCAUGGCGACCGUGUGGCGCAGCGACGCGGCCACGGCGAGCUGCUUCCUGGGCCUGCUACGCAGCCCUAACGCCGUACUGGUGGAGAAGGUGGCGGUGCUACUGGGCAACAUGGCGACGGACGCCGCGCUGAGGACGGAGAUACUCGCCGCCAACGGCGGCGUCGUGCGGCAGCUGCUGGAGCUGGUGACGCAUGGCAGCAGCGGAAGCAGAGCCGGCGCCGCAGCAGCGGCAGCGGACCAGGAUCUGCAGCGCGCGGCGGCGACGGCGCUGUUCAACCUGACGGUGGACGAGGCAGGACAGCGGCUGGUUGGGGAGGACUUGGCGGGGCUCGCGAACCUGCACCGCCUGGCGGCGGUGCCGGCGGCGGCGGCGGAUCGUGCUCUUGCGGCGAGGGCGGCGGGUGUGUGUGCGCGGGCAGCCAAAACGGCCGCUGGUAGCGCGACGCUGCUUGGUCUUGGCGCUGUGGCGGACAUGGCGGCAGUGGUCAGCGCUGCUCUCGACGGCUUGGAGGCGGCGGCGGCGGCUGACUCUAUGGAUUCGGAAGCGUUGGCAGCACAUCUUGACGCCGCUAUCCGCAUCCUGACCAUCCUCACCAGCCCGGAUGAUGCGGCACUGGCGGCACAGCAGCUGGUGGAUGCCGGCGGCGUGGCCGUGCUGCUGCGUACGGUGCAGCUCGCGUCAGGGAGGGCAACGGCGACGGCGACGGCGGGCGGCAAGGCGGCGGCGGCGGCCACCUUCGGCGCAGUGGGCGAGUUGGUGGUAGCGAACGCAGCGUUAUGCCUGGCGGGUCUGGCGCGGCGGAAGGAGUACUUGGCCUUGCUGCGGGAUGCGGAUCCGGUGCCGGUGCUGGUAGGGGUAGCAUACGAAGGGCGCGGCAACACGGCGUCCAAGAACGCCGCCAUUGCACUGGCGCGCUUGGCGCACGAACCAACCAUGUUGGAGCGGCUACGUGAGCUGCAUGGCAUCGAGAUUAUAUACCAGUACGUGAAGCCUUGA
Molecule: messenger RNA, 2910 nt
Organism: Volvox carteri f. nagariensis
Lineage: Eukaryota; Viridiplantae; Chlorophyta; Chlorophyceae; Chlamydomonadales; Volvocaceae
Exons: 5
Coding region: 1-2910 (969 amino acids)
Molecular function (GO): protein binding
Source: RefSeq, a predicted model, not a curated record